GAGAAGAAUUCUCCUUGCCUAGUGAAUUAAGCGAGGAUAAAAAUCAUUUUUAUCUCAAAAUUCAUUUGCCGGGAGUAAAAAAAGAAAACACCAAAAUUGAAAUCACCAACCGAGUUUUACGAGUUUCGGGAGAACGGAAAGAAGAAAAAUUGGUCGAAGACGCCGAGAAACAUUAUUCAGAAGUCUUUUACGGCUCUUUUAGCCGAGAUUACAGUUUGCCGGAAAACGCUGACAGCACUAACAUCAAAGCCAAUUUUGCCAACGGAGUUUUGACAAUAACUAUUCCUAAAUCCUUAGAAAGCCGAACGCAAGAA
This is a messenger RNA of Racocetra persica, 314 nucleotides long. Lineage: Eukaryota; Fungi; Glomeromycota; Glomeromycetes; Diversisporales; Gigasporaceae. The record is from the annotation of a GenBank genome assembly.